Closterium sp. NIES-67 is the source of this 2020-nucleotide messenger RNA. The record is from the annotation of a GenBank genome assembly. NCBI's taxonomy places the organism in Eukaryota, Viridiplantae, Streptophyta, Zygnematophyceae, Desmidiales, Closteriaceae.
ACAUCACUUCGAAAAUCGCCCCCAACGCGGCAUCUCCUUUCUCACCCACCAUUAUUUCCACUUUCUAUGGCUCCUCCCCUCGCCUCAGCUUGUUCACUCGCUCUCGGGUCAAAUUAGACCCACACUUUCGCUUCGUUUCAAAGCCAAAAUCAUCAGGCUCAUACCAGGCAGUAGAACCGAACGGCUGCUUCAGAUGUCAGUUAACGGCCUUCAUAGCAUAUAGGAAGCAGGUCUGCGAAUACACCUAGAUCUAGCUCCGAAACGGUAGUUCAGAGCGGUCGAAAUUCUCCUUCGCAUUGCAAGCAAGCUGCCGCUGCCCCCGCUGCCCCCGAUGCCCCCGCUACCCCCGCUGCCUGCAGUGAUUACGUUCUGAACAACCCCCGCGACACCUGUGGGCGGAAACCAUCGGAUUGCUGUUCUUCACCGCGAGUUAACGUUCAAGCGAAGGAAAAGGAGAAGCAGGAUGGAGCCUUCAGGGCUACCAGUGUUCCAGGCUCCUAAACGAUUGGCGAUUGCGAGCGACGCCAUCGUGGCUGUCGCAUUCGUCGCACUCGCGACUGCCGGCGUCGCCAACGCUGGCCGACCGCAGCCUCGAAUUCUUCUCUCCAGCACCGGCACUGCGACGAUCGUCAUCUCCGUGAUCAUCGGCGUGCUCCUCGUUGCGCUCGUCGCGCUCGGAGUCAAGAUGCUGCUCGACAGAUCCAAAGCUUCCAAGAAGUCAGCCCAGUCCGAAGGCAAGACGUCUGCUACAACCACCACCAGCCGCAGCAGCAGCGCCAGCGGAAGAAGGAUGCGCGGGGGGGGAGGCGCGGUGCAUGUGGUGGGCGGAACUGACGAGGACGACGCGGACAUCCCGCGCACACGGGCGGAGAAGUGGACCCUGGCGGAGGUGGCGGAAGCAACGGGGGAGUUCGCGCAGGAGAAUGUGAUAGAGGGGGAGGGGCAGAGCGUGGUGCUCCGGGGGAGGGCGCGGGACGGCAGGGAGGUGGCGGUGAAACGCUGCAAGCAACCCCUGCCGGAAAGCCAGGCGCUUUUCCUCCGAGAGGUGAUGCUGGUAACCAGUCUGCGCCACCCCAACCUGCUGUCGCUCAUCGGCUACUGCGACGAGGGCAGCGAGCAGAUCCUCAUUCUCGAGCACAUGCCCUACGGCUCCCUCGCCUCCUGGCUGCGCCCACAUGCUGAUGCCGGAGACAGCCGCCCACCUCUCAGCUUUGACCAGAGGGUGAAGAUCGCUGCUGACGUGGCACGAGCAGUGGAGUUCCUUCACUCGCAGCCCAAGCCCAUCGUGCACCGCGACAUCAAGACCGAAACCAUCCUGCUGGACGAAAGUCUCAAUGCAAAGCUAGGGGGCUUGGGGACACGCAAGCAUCUCCCGGGGGAGUCAAGCCGCGUGCGUGUGCAGCGGAGGAAGGGGUAUCUGGACCCCGAGUACUGCCAGACGUUUGUCGUCACCACCAAGGCCGAGAUAUUCGCCAUCGGAGUGGUCAUCCUCGAGCUUAUAACGGGUCGGCCGCCCGUGGUGGAAGAGGAAGUGGUGGUGAAGGCGGGUCACAACACCAAGCGAGCUGUAACUCUCGUGCAAUGGGCCAUACCCAAGAUCAAGGAUGAGAACUACGGCCUAGUCGUGGACGAAAGGCUUGAAGAGUACGACGCUGACAGCUUGGAGCUCUUCAUGAAGAUUGCAAUGCAGUGUGUCAAUCCACUGCGCAGGAAUCGCCCUGACAUUGGCCCGAUAGCAGCGUGGUUGAGUGACCUCUCCAACCCUAAUGCUGCUUCGAUAAAAGCUUUAAAGGCCGCGCUGAAAUAACGUGCUGUUGGGCGUGGUGGGCAUGAGUUGAGUUGAAUAAAGGUGGCAGUUCUAGGCAUGCAUGCAGACACGUUUAGAUAUGGAAAGAUGCAUUCUUAGGCACGCAUGCCAAGCACAUGUUGAGCUGAAUAAAGAUGCAUGCCUAGGUACACAUGCGUAUCUAUGAUUUUCUUAGCAUUUGAACAUAUCACCUUGCCAUGUAUGCUUCACUGU